CUCUAAUGAAUGAACUCUAAUCUUCUAUUCUCUAACACAAAUUAUAAGAACUAUUUAAUUUUAAAAAUGAAAAUCAACAAGUUAUGCGUAUAGCUUACUGAAAAUCAAAGGCUUUGACAAUUUUAAGUUUUUAACGUACAUCCGAUAUUAAACGGAGUAUUAGUCUGUUAUACAAUUAUUACGCAAUUACUGAAAUAUCCUCUUCCCCAUUCCUGUUCGAGAGGAGUGUGUGUUUGAGUUUGAGAGCCCUUCUUCUCCCACCUAGGCUAAAACUUUCGCGCUCGAAAAGUUCUCCCCAGCUCCACUUUGUAUAUGCGAACCCUAAAUCCACCCCGAAUCCCAAUCAAUCCUGUGUCGAUACGAACCCUAACCAGAUUACACACAGCUCGACUUGUUCUUCUCAUGUGCUACAAAUUCCCCAAUUUCUGUGAUUGAUGUCUCUUCAGAUUGUGGAGCUCCAUCGUAACCCUUAAUCUGCAAACAUGGACGCCAAGGACAUCCUUGGAUUGCCCAAAACGCCACUCUCAGUACCUCCGGAAAAGAAGUCCCAGCCGAAGAAAGAUUCCCAGAGAAAACCCGAUGGCAUUUCGCGCGAGGUGUAUGCUCUUACGGGAGGGCUGGCUCCGUUAAUGCCAUCGAUUGAUUCGUCUUACUUGAAGAAACGGCCCCCUUCUGACGAGAAGAUCACUUGGCAAUGGCUUCCCUUCACAAAUUCUGCUCGGAAGGACACUCUGCAGCUUUAUCAUUGGGUUAGGGUGGUGAACGGUGUUCCUCCAACAGGGGAUUAUUCGUUUGCCAAGUAUAAUAAGUCUAUUGAGGUUACCAAGUACACCGAUGAGGAAUAUGCACAGCAUUUGACUGAUCCUUCAUGGACCAAGCAAGAGACAGAUCAGCUGUUCGAUUUGUGCGAACAAUUUGAUCUCCGCUUUGUGAUCAUAGCAGAUAGGUUUCCAUCUUCUCGGACUAUGGAGGAAUUGAAGGAUCGCUAUUAUAGUGUGUGUCGUUCCAUAUUGCUUGCUAGGGCUUCAUCUCCAGCUGAUGUAUCGGGCCAUCCUUUGGUUAAGGAAAACUAUAAUGCUUCACAAGAGAAAGAACGCAAGCGUGCUUUGUCCAUGGUCCUUUCCCAAACCAAGCAGCAAGAGAAAAAGGAUGCAGAGGUCCUCGCUGAAGCCAAAAAAAUAGCUGAGUCGCGGAUGGCUGCUAAAGGUGUCGAGGAAUCUGUAAUGCCUGCGACUGAGAAUGAAUUUCCUGAAACAACUAUUGAUCACAAUGAUACUCUUGUAUCUCUAUCCAAUGUUCGACUUGCCCCAGUGGCAGUUCCACCUUCAACUUUGGUCAUUGCAGAUACUUCUUCUACUCUGGCUUCACUGCGUAUGCUUCCAGUAUACUUGAGAACAUAUGCACUUGAGCAAAUGGUGCAACAGGCGAGUUCGUCAGCAGGACUUCGUACCAUUAAGCGAGUUGAGCAAACUUUGCAAGAUCUUGGGAUUAAUUUAAAACCUAGGGUGCCAACAAAAGCUGUCUGUGCUGAACACCUGGAGUUGAGAAAGGAAAUAUUGACCCUACUAAACCUCCAAAAACAGUUGCAAUACAAGGAGGCAGAAGGUUCAUCAUUACGUGAGGGUACUACCUAUUCAGAAAUGCCUGGUACACCAAAGCGUCAAGUACGUGAUCAUGAUCGGACAUUUAUUCCUGAUGCGAUGAGUUUUGGAGGUGAAAGAGGUGGUCGAAAGGACCAGAAACGCAAGGGACCUGGAAGGGUAUCUGAGACACCAUCAUCUCCAGCUAAUAAGCGGCCAAGAAAAAUGAAGGCAUCUGAUCUCUGAUAGCUGGAGGAACUAGGUAGCAGAAUGGGGUUUCAUCUGUUCUGGGCUCUGGUUUAUACGAGUAUCAAUCUUCAAAUAUGGUUUGGUCAUUGUUAGUUACCAUGAGUGUUAUUGGCUUCAUGCAGUACACCUUAGGGUUUGACAGCAGCAAUUUACUCCUCAAGGAAAAUAGAUAAGCACUAAGAUUUCCUGUGACAGAAUCCAGAGACUCGCACCAAAUGGGCAAAGGAUGCAAAACAAUGAGCUGGAAUUGCAGCUUUCCGACGUUGUUGGCACAUCUUUAACUGGAUGCUGCCAAAAUUCUGACUCUAUAUCUGUAUAAUCAUUGUUCUAUGGCGCAGAGUUGUGACUUGUCCUAUUUAUCUAUAGAAACAGUUCCUGUCCUUGGCUGUAUGUAGAUGGAUGUUGGAGAGUAGACGAAAUGCAGAUUUGUAGGAAUGUCAUAUAUCCAAGUUCUUCCCAUUCCCUGGGUAAUACUGUUAGGUCGGACUUCACUUCACUUCGAUUCAUUGAAUGGUAUGGUAGGAAAUGUAUCAUAUUCUGCUUGAAAGCUAGGAUUUGCUGAUUUGGUACAUUAAGAUUCCGCUCAUUCAAAGUGCAGACAGAAGUGUUGUACGUGGAGAAUGUUCCUUUGUAGUUGUCUUUUUGGCAGCCUGCUGGUGGGGGGGAUUGGUAUUUUGCACAAUGGUGGCUUUUCUUUUGGUGUGUGGUAAUUGUUUCUUUGCGUUGAAACUUUAAGUAGAAGCAAAAUUGUUGACAUAGAAAUGGUAGUCGGUCACCAUGGAUAUUGUAAUCGCUUGAGGAGAAAGUUAUGGAACUACUCUUACUUUGAACGUACAGAACGUAGAAAGAAAAGAGAACUAAUAUACACCGAGGUAGAAGUCACUGCUGCCAUUAACUCGAAGCAAUAGCAUUCCCUCUUCUGCCAUUGACACCAAGUUCUGAAGGCCAUUGCCUAUGACAAGCUGUCAAAAUGACGGGCUACAGUUCCGUGGAGAGCGAGGCAAACACAAGGAAAGAAAGGGGAAAAAGCUUGGCGUACAAGCUAUAUAUGUCGAAAGAGAGGGAAGAAAGACGGCAAUGCUCGUUUACUUCGUCGAAAAGCCAAAAACAGGUUGCUGCAUGCGAAAGAUAGUUUUCCUUUCAACUCAGUACUGCUUGCGGACAUAACAUUACACUUCGUUCAUCCACCUAAUGUUAUUCUUAUUUGUGUGGAGUUUCAAUGAGACCUCCAAAAACUACGAGUAUGAAUAAUUCGGUGUCCUACAAACUUGGAGGGGUCAACAACGAACUAGACAAUGAUGCUUAUCCUGACAUCUGGGAGGUCUUUUGAUAGUUAUGUAUCUCGUCACUUGUGUCAUAUUAAUAUUAUGCGUGACAUUUUUUUUCUUACCUGCAACGCUAAUUAUGAGAGGGUCAAUGAAUACAAUGAUGAUAGAGAAUGGACACUCAAUAAGGGAUAUUUAUUUAG
Molecule: messenger RNA, 3297 nt
Organism: Linum trigynum
Lineage: Eukaryota; Viridiplantae; Streptophyta; Magnoliopsida; Malpighiales; Linaceae
Source: the annotation of a GenBank genome assembly